Molecule: messenger RNA, 147 nt
Organism: Protopolystoma xenopodis
Lineage: Eukaryota; Metazoa; Platyhelminthes; Monogenea; Polystomatidea; Polystomatidae
Source: the annotation of a GenBank genome assembly
CUGCCCUCCUUCCAUGCGGAAGGAGCUUCUCAAAUGAUAUACCGGCCCGGAAGAGACUACCUUCAGGACUUCCGUCGUCCGACUGGUAGUUCCAUCAUCCGGCACCCUCCGUCAUCGGCUGGUCCAGCCGUCCAUCUAGACCCUUAA